GUUUCAGCGGUAUCAUUCGAUUUGCGUUAGUUGCACGUUAUCUGGCCAAGCACCCUGAACUGAUUGGCCUACACGGAGCUCGAGAAGGAUCACUACCUGGUCCAAAACUAAGUGUUACAGAACAGAAGAAACCAAAAUGCUUCCGGUGUCGCAAUUAAAAAUGCUCGCGUAUGUUUCGCUGUUUCUGGUUGUGCUUUCGACGGCCAAGUUCUGCCACGGCGAUGCAGAACUGGACGGCUCCAGUGAUGGGCGCCACAAGCGGGGACCCACUGUAGGCUUAUUUGCAUUUCCACGAGUCGGGCGAUCCGAUCCAGAGCUAGUGGAGUGGGGAGACGCUGCACUUCCUGUCGAGCUGGCCGAUGAUUAUAGAGACUAUCCUAUUCGAGAAUAUAAACGACAAGGAUUGGUUCCAUUUCCACGGGUGGGACGCUCGGGACCGAGCCUGGCUGCUCGUUACUGGCCCGUGUCGAUGCAGCAGAAACGUGCCGGAAAUUCCGGCUCUAGCAGCGGAAUGUGGUUCGGUCCCCGGUUAGGUAAACGUGCCAACGCGGCUGCCAGCGAGAUCAAAGGCAAUGAAGUUUACACCCCGCGCCUUGGCCGCAAUCUACCAGAAGCCUCCUAUUUUAGCAGACCAAUGGACUACCGACGACAAUUUCAGUUAUCGCUCCCAUCGGAAAACUAAGGCGAUAACAUAUUUUAUCCUUAUUUCUGGACGGAUUAAAUCAUCUACUCAAGUUCCACCAGGGAUGCAUUAAUAAUAAAUCAAAAUGAAACAGGCUGGGGAGAGCUUGUUUGGAACGGGUAGCGAAGCAUUCCUGAUAAACAAGCUCUCUGAAUUGAGCAUCCGAACGGAACUUUGGCAAACGAUUUGCGAACCCGUGUCCCCCACCACCGCUUAUUUGUCAAAACCGAACUGUCACAUAGCUCAGAUUGUUCUCUGAAAAUUGUCUUACUGAAUUUUUAGAAGAAGAAAAAUUAAGCCCCUAUACAGUAGUUGCUAUUGUUAGUGAUAGAAGGAUAUACAAAGUUGUAAAUAAAAGUAGACGCAUAUUCGCAUUUGCAUAUUGAAGGUAAAAUCAACCACAA
Wyeomyia smithii (pitcher-plant mosquito) is the source of this 1086-nucleotide messenger RNA. RefSeq names its product cardio acceleratory peptide 2b (gene Capa). NCBI's taxonomy places the organism in Eukaryota, Metazoa, Arthropoda, Insecta, Diptera, Culicidae. The record is from RefSeq and is a predicted model, not a curated record. The transcript has 4 exons. Bases 137 to 682 code for a protein of 181 amino acids.